UCACAGUUAUUACGUGACUCGGUGCGACUCGGAUAUCGUAGCCACUUUCGCAAGAUCCUGCGACUGACAAUUGACGGCAAGUCAGAAUCACUCUUAGGUGGAAUUUGGUCUCGAAACACUAGUUCUAUAAAGAAGGUAAGGUGUCUAGUAUUUGGGGCGCUCCUAACCGAAGAGAAGAUUGAAUAGCAUGAGCUCUCUACAUUCUACCUCAGCCCACGUUCGAAAACUUAUAAUAUGAAGUCGGAUAACCCUGAUAUUCAGGACCUUCGAAACGUCAUCCCCAAGGAUUGCUUUCGUCCCUGCACGCAGACUUCUCUCUACUACAUCACCAGAGAUGUCGUGGCUUCGGCAGUGCUCGCGUGUCUCGCCUUUAAAUACAUCAAAGAAGAUCAACUUGGACUCAUCCCAUACUUCCUGGCAUGGGCAGCGUACUCCUUCCUCCAGGGUCUCGUGUGUACCGGUAUCUGGGUAUUGGCCCAUGAAUGUGGCCACGGGUCGCUCUUCUCCUCAGCAAGAAUGAACGACACCUUUGGAUUCAUACUUCAUUCUUUCCUGAUGGUCCCGUACUUUUCCUGGAAGUACACUCACCGGCGCCAUCAUCGGUUUACAGGACACGCAACUAGGGACGUCGCCUUCGUGCCAGCUAUGAAACCAGCCGACUCUGACAGAGACAUGUUCUCUCCUUCCGGGCCCAUGGAAGAAUCAGAUGUCCCAAUAGUACAAGUAGUCUCGCUGAUGGGACAGCAACUGCUCGGCUGGCCUUUACACGUUUUGUUCAAUGUGUCUGCCGGUAAAGACAGUCUUCUGCGAGAGGUUUCCGGACCCUCUCGUUGGUUGAGAGUCAGCCACUUUGAUCCUUGGAGUUCUAUAUUCAGGGAAAACGAAGCAUGGCACGUCUUGGCUUCAGACUGCGGUCUCGGCCUCAUGGUUUUAUUCUUGUUCUGGUGCAGCAAGGAACUUGGUACAACCAGCAUAAUCCUGCUAUAUCUUCUUCCUUACUUAUGGGUUAACAAUUGGCUUGUCGCUAUCACCUAUCUACAACAUAACCACCCCAGCGUCCCUCACUACACCGACGAUGGAUGGACUUUUAUAAAAGGUGCCCUUUCAACCAUUGAUAGAGACUUUGGCUUCAUUGGGAGGCACUUCUUCCAUCUCAUCAUUGACAGACACGUGGUUCAUCACCUGUUUCCAAGAAUACCAUUCUAUAAAACAGACACAGCUACUGCUGCCAUCAAGCCAGUAUUGGGUGAGUUAUAUCAUUACGAAGACCGUAGUUUUUUCGGCGAACUAUGGUACCAGUUUCGCACUCUCAGGUACAUGGAAAAUGACCCCGAUCGUCCUGGCUGUACCCGAUGGACGUUGUAACGAGAGACAUUGUUAGGAUUGAUUGGAUUCACAAAAUAGACGUAUCAGGCCUAAUUUGAAAGAAAGCGUUAUGUAUUCAAUCGCAGCAUGAGC
Colletotrichum godetiae is the source of this 1458-nucleotide messenger RNA. Its product is annotated as fatty acid desaturase. Gene Ontology annotation, molecular function: oxidoreductase activity. The record is from RefSeq and is a predicted model, not a curated record. Bases 235 to 1365 code for a protein of 376 amino acids. The transcript is spliced from 3 exons. Gene Ontology annotation, biological process: unsaturated fatty acid biosynthetic process. Lineage: Eukaryota; Fungi; Ascomycota; Sordariomycetes; Glomerellales; Glomerellaceae.